AUGCCUUUCAAAUCGCGUUGGCAGGUGCAUGUCCCGGAUGCGCACCUGGCAACUGUCCUGUUCACAUCGCCCACUCAUCCGUUGUCAAAGACGCACAGGUGCUUCUCUGAGGCAGCUCGUCCUGAUACGCAUUAUUUCACUACCCAUGACUUCCGACUAUGGUCGAAGCGUUUUGCGGCGGGAUUGCGCAAGGCUGGUCUCCAGUCGGGCGAUCGGGUCUUGCUCUUCUCCGGCAACGAUCUCUUCUUCCCUGUUGUUUUUAUGGGGAUCAUCAUGGCGGGAGGUAUCUUCUCGGGGGCCAAUCCUACCUAUGUCGCAAGGGAAUUGGCGUACCAGCUCCAGGAUAGCGGCGCAACUUACCUCAUUUGCGCUGAGGGGAGUCUUGACACUGGUAUUGAAGCGGCGCAGGUAGCAGGACUGAGUCGGGGUCGGGUGUUUGUUUUUAACAAUGCCAUCUUUGAUGGGCGUGGGGAGGGUAAGAUGGGUUGUCGCUACUGGGGUGAACUGGUGGCGUCUGCGGAGGAAGGCAGUCAAUUUGAAUGGGAUGAUCUAUCGACUCCGGAGAAGGCUAACCGUACUCUCGCCUUAAACUAUUCCAGCGGCACAACGGGAAGGCCCAAGGGCGUGGAAAUCUCUCACAAGAACUAUUGCGCCAACAUGCUUCAGGCGAAUCAAUCGUUUUAUCUGAAUCCGGACUGGAAGGCAAGAAAUGCUAGGGCUCGGUUCCUCUGUUUCCUGCCGAUGUAUCAUGCGAUGGCUCAGAAUAUUUUCAUUGCGAAUGCAUUAAAGCGUGAGGUUCCUGUGUAUAUUAUGCCCAAGUUCGACUUCAUCAAGAUGCUGGAAUAUACGGAGAAAUUCCGCAUCACGGACCUUAUUCUGGUACCUCCCGUGGUGGUUGCCCUAGCCAAGCAUCCUGCGGUCAGAAGCGGCAAAUAUGAUCUUAGCAGUGUCGAGGGGAUUGGCAGCGGUGCAGCGCCCCUGGGAAGAGAAGUCUGUGAUGAAGUGGAGGCGCUCUGGGAACCUGGACGUGUCAAUGUGAAACAGGGCUGGGGAAUGACCGAGACUACAUGCGCUAUACUUGGCUGGGACCCCACCGAAACAAGUCACACAGCGUCGGUUGGAGAGCUGAACCCCAAUUGCGAAGCAAAGAUUAUGGCCGACGACGGGGUCACCGAGUUAGGACGUAACCAACGGGGUGAACUCUGGGUCCGAGGCCCGAACAUUAUGAAGGGCUAUUGGCGAAACCCACAGGCCACAAAGGAAACCAAGACGGAGGACGGAUGGCUGAAGACCGGAGACAUCGCAUAUGUGGACGAUCAGGGGAAGUUCUACGUUGUUGACCGAAAGAAGGAACUGAUCAAAGUGAAAGGCAACCAAGUCGCACCGGCAGAGUUAGAGGCCCUUUUGCUGGAGCACCCGGCAGUAGCUGACGUUGCGGUCAUUGGAGUGUCGGUGAACGAUGACGAGCGCCCUCGGGCAUAUGUAGUGCUAAAACCUGGACAGAGCGCCUCCGCACAGGAUCUUAUCGCAUUCAUGGACGGGAAAGUCUCCGCGAUCAAGAGAAUCACUGGCGGGGUAGUUUUCGUUGAUACAAUUCCUAAAAACCCCUCAGGCAAAAUCCUGCGAAAGGUCCUUCGAGACCGCGCCAAAGAGGAAGUGGCCUCAAACCCGAGUAUCGCCGCAAAGCUAUAG
This is a messenger RNA of Aspergillus oryzae RIB40, 1692 nucleotides long. RefSeq names its product acyl--CoA ligase. The transcript is spliced from 4 exons. Gene Ontology annotation, molecular function: CoA-ligase activity. The record is from RefSeq and is a predicted model, not a curated record. Lineage: Eukaryota; Fungi; Ascomycota; Eurotiomycetes; Eurotiales; Aspergillaceae. The coding region runs from base 1 to 1692 and encodes 563 amino acids. Gene Ontology annotation, biological process: secondary metabolic process.